AUGACUCGGUCUACAGACGGCAGCGAUUUCAAAAGCUACUCUUGCUUGGCCUGUCGGGAGCGAAAGGUCAAAUGCGACCGGCGUGCUCCGUGUUGCAACUGCGUCAAGGCCGACAAGCAAUGCAGCUUCAUUCCCCCGGUGCGCGGGAAACGUAAAAGAACCAAGCCUCCCCGAGAGGGUCUGCACGCCAAACUGGAACGAUACGAGAAACUGUUGAGUUUACACGGCAUCAAAUCGGAGCCAUCCGACGAUCUCGAUGACUCCGACUCCGAAAGUGAUGCGUGCAUGGACGAUGCUAAUGCCGCCGACACCACCCUCGAGGAGACGAAGCCAAAACUCAUCAUCCGAGAAGGCGUAUCCAGAUAUUUUGACAGUGCACCUUGGUCUAUUUUCGGCGGCGAAUUUCAACAUCCAGAGGUCGGUGGACCUGUGGAUGAAUCGUUUUCCGACGAAAAUGGGUUGUUCUUCGGACAGAAUGAGAAAUUCGAAAAUCUCGCAGGCCUCCACCCGUCUGUGCAGAUACUGCCAAAGCUAAGGGAUAUAUACGCCGAUCGGGUUGACCCUCUGGUUAAAAUCCUGCAUCUUCCGACAUUCUCGACUGCGUUAGCAAAUGGACUGCGCCAUCCAGCGGAGCGAUCCAAAAGCCUAGAGGCUCUGAUGUUCGCUUUCUACCUCGCGGUCGUUAGUACUCUCAACGAAGACGAGUGCCAGGAUCUCUUUGGACUCUCGGAAUCGGUUUUGUAUUCCCGCUAUAGACUCGCCACUCGGCAAGCUUUGGUCAAUGCCAGAUUCCUGUCGACUUCCAACCCGAUGACUCUUCAGGCAUAUGUAUUGUUCAUGAUGUGCGUCCGAAAGAGUUACUCAUGCGACACCUUAUUUGUCUUGUCCGGCGUCGCCAUCCGGCUGGCACGCAAAAUGGGACUCCACCGUGACGGCUCAUUUCUCGGGCUCUCGCCAUUCGACGCAGAAAUGCGAAGACGGCUAUGGUGGUACUUGGUCCAUGUGGACUUUCGCAUAGCUGAUGUGCUGGGGACCAGACCGUCAAUGGAUAUUUCCUGCGCGGACACCAAAACGCCACUCAAUGUUGAUGACGAGGAUCUCCAUCCAGACAUGACUGACCUGCCGCCUGAACGCAACGGCAUUACCCCUAUCUCACUUUGCCUGAUCAGACACGAGAUCAUGGGCUUCUUGCAUGACUUCUCGACAUCGUCUGCUGCCGACAUGCGCUGGGAAGUACUACUGGGGUCCAAUGUGGCCCCCGCCAAUAAGGACAAUAUCAUCAGCCAAAUUGAGGAUCAUUUAGAACAAAAGUACUUGCGGUAUUGUGACCCGGCAAACCCGCUCCAUACUUUCGUAUCCAUCAUGAUCCGGUUCUGCAUAUGCAAGAUGAAGCUCGAAGCUCAUAAUCCGCGCCAAUUCGCCAGGAGUCCCCCGAAAGAUCUUCAAACCGAGCGCGACAUUGUAUUUACUAAUGCCACAAAGCGAUAUAAUGAAUGA
This is a messenger RNA of Aspergillus viridinutans, 1497 nucleotides long. RefSeq names its product putative C6 transcription factor. NCBI's taxonomy places the organism in Eukaryota, Fungi, Ascomycota, Eurotiomycetes, Eurotiales, Aspergillaceae. Gene Ontology annotation, molecular function: zinc ion binding; DNA-binding transcription factor activity, RNA polymerase II-specific; DNA binding. The coding region runs from base 1 to 1497 and encodes 498 amino acids. The record is from RefSeq and is a predicted model, not a curated record. The transcript has 4 exons. Gene Ontology annotation, biological process: regulation of DNA-templated transcription; DNA-templated transcription.